Molecule: messenger RNA, 2231 nt
Organism: Pocillopora verrucosa
Lineage: Eukaryota; Metazoa; Cnidaria; Anthozoa; Scleractinia; Pocilloporidae
Product: tRNA-dihydrouridine(16/17) synthase [NAD(P)(+)]-like
Biological process (GO): tRNA N1-guanine methylation
Cellular component (GO): nucleoplasm; nucleus
Molecular function (GO): tRNA binding
Source: RefSeq, a predicted model, not a curated record
UGGCGGCAAGGGAUGCGCUAAUUUUCGUGAGAAGUGAAAUGACUGGUGAUCAAUGAUUUUUUGGAAGAUGUCGUCGUUGAAGUUUCUCUCUAACUGUCGAUAUAUCGCGUCACCAUUUACGAAUGUACAAGAUCUUUCCUGGAGGCUGCUUAUGAGGAAAUUCGGUGUACAUCUGUGCUUUACGAAUGCUGUGAAAGCGUUGGACGUAGUACAAGAUGCUGAAAAUACACGAGACAAUUUACUUGGUUUUUCAGCGUUGAGCCAGGAGGAUCGACCAUUGAUUGUUCAGUUGUUUUCAGAAGAACCUGAAAUUUUAGUAAAGGCAGUGAAUGGAUUGGAGGGCCUAUGUGAUGCUGUCGACAUCAGUAACAACUUUACCACUGACGGUUUGAGUGACCUCCCCGUUGACAAACAGCAUGACAAGUGGAGCUCGUGGUUGAGUUGUAUUCAGAGAGUUCACCAAGAGUGUAAAAUGCCUAUUAUGUGCAAGCUUCCUUUUAAUUGGCAAACAACUGACGAAGCAGUUGAGAGGGGUAAAUCACUCCAUAAGGUUGGAUGUGAGCUUUUACUACUCCACAAGCACAGUGCAGAGAAGAUUAAUGCCAGUAUUUCUAAGAAGGACUGGGAUUCAGUCAAAGUAAUCCGAGAGUCUGUUUCCCUUCCAAUAAUUGUUGAUGUUGGUUUAUCCUCUAAAUGGGAAGUCGAUGAAUGUAUAGAGUACACAGGAGUUCAGGGUGUGACUGCUUCAGAGUCUUUGGAAGGUAACCCAUCACUUUUCUGUAAGAAACAGCCUCCAGUGUUAGAUGUGGUCAGGCAGUACUUGGAACUUUGCAAAGUCCAUCCUACAUCCAUUUCCAACAUCAAACAUCAUAUCAAUGGAUUUUGUGGAUUUUAUCUCAGCAGGUUUCAUGAUUUGAGCACCAGCCUUAAAGAGGUACAGAGCUUAGAGGGCAUUGAACAGCUGAUGGAGGAAUUAGGAGAAAAUAUUUCUAAGCUUUCUGGAAAAGAAUUAAAGUCUCUGACAAGCCUGAGAAGGAAGAAGGAGUGGAGAAAGCGAGGACGAGACAGAAAGAAGGAAGAGGGGACAAAAGUUGUAAAAGAGAGAGACGAAAAUCACAUCCCAAAAAUUGUUUUAAAGAAACUUCAGAAAGAGCGAGUGGGAAACGCAAUGAAGUCUGAUGCUCAGAGAGUGGCCAUUGAUUUUACCGUAAUAGACUGUAUGCUUAAUAAGGAAAUAUCCAAACUCGCUGGUCAAUUAAUGCGACUGUAUGGUUGCAAUAUGAAGUCGACGUCUCCAGUUCACCUUUACCUGACGGGACUGGAAACCGGCGGCGUAGUGUACCGUGAAUGUGAAAGACAGUCGUUCGACUUCACUAAGAUAUUGGCGAGCGUGUCAGAGAAAACCUAUUUGACUCUGUUUGACGCUGACGAUGUCGUGUAUUUGACACCAGACUCACCAAAUGUGCUGGAUCAACUUAACAAAGACAAAGUCUACAUCAUUGGCGGACUUGUAGAUCAUCAAGUGCGGAAGGAUAAGACGAAGUCGCUAGCAGAAGAGAAGGGUUUGUGCACAGCGCGGCUGCCUAUCGACAAGUACAUGGAAUUAAAAGACAUUUCGCCCAAGAAGAAAAAGUCCGGAAAGCACGCUUUUUCAAUCGUGCUCAGUGUGAACCAAGUUUUUGAGAUCUUGUUGAAAUUUCACGAGACUCAAGAUUGGCGACAAGCUUUAGGGACUUGCGUACCGCAACGGAAAGGACUGGUGUUGAAGACAUAGGCUGAAUAAAGGUUCCGGAUAGGUCGUUUUAUGACAAUUUAACUUUGGUCAUUUAUACGGAAACGCUUCAAAGACCGCUUCGCGCUGACGUGAUUACGUGAUAGUAAGGAGAACUGAAAUCACGUGGCACAACAAACAGUAUGGCAAGACAUGGAAGGCCAACUUGUUUUUUCAACAAAGCCGAAGCAAAAUAACCAGAGCGCAAAAGUUCAGAAUUACUGUAGGAGUCCUGUUAGAGACUGAAGUUUGGACAGUCUUAGUGGAAGAGAUCAUCAGAGUCAAUUGAAGAGUUGUUUGUUAGUCGAAUGUCAUUAAGUCUUGCUCGUGUACACUGAUGUAUUUCGCAUUAAAACUUGGACUCCUAUGAGUGACUAGCAUCUAAUUCUUCCCAACAUCAUCACAUUAAGGUCACAAAAAUAAAGGAAUGAAUGGAGAACAGUAUGGUGAAUAUGCAUAC